This is a messenger RNA of Ornithodoros turicata, 1450 nucleotides long. RefSeq lists its product as uncharacterized. The transcript has 6 exons. The record is from RefSeq and is a predicted model, not a curated record. The coding region runs from base 343 to 990 and encodes 215 amino acids. Lineage: Eukaryota; Metazoa; Arthropoda; Arachnida; Ixodida; Argasidae.
GACACACGUGGUUCUGUUCACCAAAGCAGACGACAGCACUUUGCUCUCCGACGUCCCUUCAAUAUCGUACUGAACAGCGCGGGGGAAAUGUGGGAUCCAGUUACCGCAGACACAACGGCAGAAAUCGGUGAAAGCAGACGAUAAGGCUGCACGGGUUUCCGCAACGGAAGGUGCCGGCCAACCCACUUCCGUUUGGUGAGGAGCGAUAACUUUCGCCAAGUAUUUUUUUCACUGGUGUACAAGACUUGGUGCCACGUCGACAACGAAACCGUAUGCAGGGCCACGAAAUGUGCCCAAAGGGGUUGAAGGAGUAGAAAGGCAUCCACCACAACGAACCUCGCCAUGGGGCCCGUUUGGAUCCGUCCGCCCCAGUGGCUGCGACUCCUUCUCAUAGGGGCAAUACUACUUGGAAUCGUGCAUGCAACCGAAACAGAAAGAAAUGCGGCGCAUGGCGGUGCAACAGAGAACCAUGCUCUUGCCGUCAUACCUAGAAAGCCGUACCCUAGAACCAGCCCCAAGCCGUACCCUAGCACAACGAUGAAGAAAUUACCAAGCACCAAGGCUGGCAACACCUCUAGUCCGGCUAAACCCAACGCUGGGUACUCCAAUGUGACCUCGCCACCAAUAAAUGGCACUAAUACUACUGUGAACGCAACUACGCUAUCUCCAGCUAACGUGUCUUCUGCUAACAAUUCGCUGAACCAGAAGAUCGAGGUGCAUAAAAUACAUAAUGUGCAUAGCUUCUGGUCGUCGUUGUUUACAUGGAGGGAGGACAGUUAUGCUCUUAGCGUCCUGAUUCCGAUUACAUGUGGCGUAUCUGCUGCUGUUCUCAUCAUCUGCACGUUAUGGUGCAUUGCGUGCUGUAAACGGCGGUGCAGAUCCCGCUAUCGACGAAAAGCUUUCAGACAGCUGGAUCCUAAAACCAUACGGAAGAUGAAAGCUUCGGAUCGAAUCAAGCUUCUUGCUGCAAGCUCGGACGAAGAAUUUUAAUAUUUGUAAUGUGACUAGUCUUUUCUUUUUUUUUCCACUGAAAGCUUGCCCACGUUUUCAACGUGGGCAACGGAUGAGUAUAUCUAGUCAGAUGUUAUGAUCCUGGAAUUGACUACAGGUUAUGUUCCAAAGCACAUCAUCCAUGCAUGUUCAUGUGUAUUCACGUCAGAGCACAUUGUUCACACCCAUCAGGACAGCAAUUGUAAGUAUAACAUAUCCGUCAUGCAUAAGUAACUCUCUCUGCACAUAUAUAUUUUAUGUAAAUAAAUCGCAUCAUCAUAUCACAUGAGCAGUUCACCAUAUACGUAUCUCUGUGUUUUCAAUAAUACGUGGUGAAGGGAGCGUAAUUUAACGUGGAAGAUAUAUGCAUGUGUGGUGUGUUAUGAGUUGUGUUUGUUAUCACAAGAUGCCUUGUAAGAAAAAAAUACUGCCGAUGCAAAAUAAAACAACUCGCACAAAA